Penaeus vannamei (Pacific white shrimp) is the source of this 855-nucleotide messenger RNA. NCBI's taxonomy places the organism in Eukaryota, Metazoa, Arthropoda, Malacostraca, Decapoda, Penaeidae. The record is from RefSeq and is a predicted model, not a curated record.
AUGUACUACUCGUCCUCCCAAGCCGGCCCCUCCAGCGCGCUUCCUCCCAGUAUCGCAAUCACGUACACCACACACACUCACCAAUGCGCGCCCAUCACCAACCAGUCCCCUCCCAGCCGGCCACUCCCAGCGUCCUCCCAGCGCCACACCACCGCACGCACCGCGUCCGCCCCAGCACGCCUCCCGCAGCGCCCACCACCACGGCCCCCUCAAGCGGCCGCCUAUCCGCCACCAGCCGCCUUACUUCUGCGUCCCUCCCAGGAGCGUCCCUCCCAGCGCGCCCUCCCUCAGGCGUCCCUGAUAUACCCAGACGUCCCUCCCGACGUCGCUCCCAGGACGUCCCUCCAGCGCGCUCCCAGCGGCUCCUCCAUGAUUAUGCGUCCCUCCCACGCGGCCCUCCAGCGGCCGCUCCACUCCAGCGUCCCUCCAUGCCGAGCUCUCAUCCCUGCGAGCCCUCCGACGCGCGCCUUACCAGCGCCCUCCCAGCAGCCCUCCCAUGAGGCACCUCCAGACGUUCCCUUUCCCAACUGCGAAUCGCAGCAGCUUCUGAUCCGCUUCCGCAGCCCAAUUUGCACAUCGUCCCUCCCUAGACGCGCCCUCCUUGUGUCGUCCCUUUCCCACAGCUUUCAUGUCGUCCCUCUCAGGAUAGCGCAGAGCGGCGUCCCUCCAGCCCGGCCUCCAAGCCCGCUCCUCCCAGCGUCCCUCCAGCGGCCCUCCAGAAACGUCCCUCCCAAGCGGCGGUCCGAGGUUCCUCCGGAUCACCAGCAUGGCAGGCAUGCCAUGAUGCGUCUGAGUGUCUAUGCUCCAUCUCAUUAUCUCGCUACCCUCCUUCCUUACCACUCCCUUACUAUCUCC